AUGGCUUCUCAAGAACAAGAAACACAAUCACAAGGAUCAUCAUCAACAAUAGACCAACCUCCACUGUGGGACUAUGUGACAAAGUUGGAAAAACUUGUUGGAGCAGAAGGAUGUUGGAAAUUCAAGUGUAACCUUUGCAGUGAAACCCGACAAGGAUCAUAUUCUAGAGUUAGAACACGUUUGUUUGGUAUAAAAGGUACUGGGAUUUCUAUUUGCAAGAAAGCAACAACGACUGACAAAGUUAACAUGAAACGGUUAGAAGAUGCAUAUAAACAGAAGAAAGUCGAGUCACAAGAGAAAGAAGUCGAGUUGCCAUGUGAAGCCGAUAUUGGAUUUAAGAAAAGAAAAGGUAUUUCAACACCUAUUGAAAGAGCUUUUGGUGUUGAAAUUAGGGACCAACUGGAUCAAGAAAUAGCAAGAACGUUUUAUACCAGAGGUAAUGGUCCUUUGUUUCUAAAGGCAUUGAAUUGUUUUGAGGAAGUAAAAGAUAGAUUUUAUAUUGCUGAAUUGAUGAAAGAAUUCAUCAAUGAAAUUGGUCAUCAAAUUGUUGUGCAAAUCAUUACUGACAAUGCAGCGAAUUGUAAGGUGGCUGGAGAGAUUAUAGAGAUGGCUCGAUGGGCGAAGAAUAACACUCCCCUACAUUGUUUAGCUAACUCUUUACAUCCAAGAUAUUAUAGUGAUGCAUGGUUAUUGGAGGAUUCUACAAGAUGUGCUCCACAUAGGGAUGGAGAAAUUUCACAAGAAAGGAUGAAAUGUUUUCGAAGGUUGUUUCCUAAUGAUGAUGAGUAUAACAAAGUUCUUGAUGAGUAUGUAAUGUUGUCAAUUAAGAGUGGUCCUUUUGAAGAUUUAACAAGCAUUUCAAAGAUUCCUACUAUGGAACCCAAGAAUUGGUGGGUUAACUUUGGUGCUCAAACUCCUUUUCUCCAAACUUUGGCUUUUGGAUUACUUGGACAACCUAGUUCUUCUUCUUGUGCUGAGCGUAAUUGGAGUACUUAUGCAUUUAUUCACUCGCUUAAGAUGAACAAGUUGACUACAAGUCGUGCUUAA
Lactuca virosa is the source of this 1047-nucleotide messenger RNA. NCBI's taxonomy places the organism in Eukaryota, Viridiplantae, Streptophyta, Magnoliopsida, Asterales, Asteraceae. The record is from the annotation of a GenBank genome assembly.